Paramecium pentaurelia is the source of this 1500-nucleotide messenger RNA. The record is from the annotation of a GenBank genome assembly. NCBI's taxonomy places the organism in Eukaryota, Ciliophora, Oligohymenophorea, Peniculida, Parameciidae.
UAUGGAUUAAUAAUAGGGAAUUCCUGCUGACUAAAUCAACUAAUUAGUAAAUAAGCAUUUCGAGGAUGCAUUGCCAAAAUUCAUAGAGAUACUCAAGAUUCCUAGUCAAUCAAGGAUGUUUGAUCCAGAAUACUUAACUAAUGGAUUAUUGAUGAAAACAGCAUAAGAAUUCAGAGAUUAUAUUUUAGCAUCAAAUUUAAAGAGUAUUAACUAUAUAUUAAUAAUAAUUAGAUGCCAAAGUAGAACUUUUAUCAGAUGAGGGAUAUUCUCCAUUCUUAUUUGUUGAAGUAGAUGGAUCUGAAGGUCAAACAGAUGGAACAGUAUUAUUCUAUGGUCAUAUGGAUAAAUAACCACCAUUUAAUGGCUGGAAAGAAGGAUUAAGUGCUUAUGAACCAAAAAUAGUGGAUGAUAAAUUAUAUUGUAGAGGAGGAGCAGAUGAUCAUUAUUCAAUCUUAGGAGCUGUUAUAGCAAUUAGAACAAUAUAAGAAUUAGGUUUGAAACAUCCAAGAAUUGUAAUGACAUUUGAAGCAGAUGAAGAAAGUGGAUCAGCACACAUAGAUCAUUACUUGGCAAAAUUAAAAGAAAAAAUAGGAGCUGUUGAUUUAGUUGUAUGUUUAGAUUCAGGAUGUGGUAACUAUGAAUAAUUAUGGAUUACUACAACUUUAAGAGGUAUGGUAGGGGCAUGUGUUACUGUUUAAGUCUUAGAUGAAGGAGUUCAUUCAGGUGAUGCAUCAGGUGUUGUACCAUCAUCAUUUAGAAUAUAAAGACUUCUUUUAGAUAGAAUUGAUAAUCCAAAUACAGGAGAGGUUGUUGAAGAUUUUCAAGUCAAUAUUCCAGGAGAAAGAUAUUUACAAGCUUAAAAAGCAGCUGAAGUAUUAGGUAAAACUACAUUAACCAAAUUCCCAUUCCAUGGUUCUACCUAACCAACUACUUAGGAUUAUUUCAAAGCAUAUUUGAAUAGAAUCUGGAAGGCAUAGCUCUCAGUUGUAGGAGCUGAUGGUUUACCAUCUGCUAAGACAGCUGGAAAUGUACUUAGACCUGAAACUACAUUGAAAUAUUCAUUAAGAUUACCACCAACUAAGGAUCCAAAGGAAGCAGAAGCUGCAUUUGUCAAACUUGUAAUAUUUAUUAUUUUAUAAAUCAUUAUAGUUAACCACAAAUGUUCCAUAUAAUGCCACUGUCAAAAUUACUGGAUUAGGAUCUGGUUCAGGAUUCAAUGCUCCAUCAAGUUAACCAUAUUUAGAUUAACUUAUCUAAAGUGCCUCCUAAUAAUAUUUUAAAAAGGAUGCACAAACUUUAGGUGAAGGAGGUUCUAUUCCUCUUAUGAAUACUCUUAAAGAAUAAUAUCCAAAGGCUUAAUUUAUAGUAACAGGAGUUUUGGGACCAAAUUCAAAUGCACAUGGACCAAAUGAAUUCUUGCAUAUCCCUUUCACAAAAAAUUUGAUUAGUUGCAUCACAUACAUUGUAACUGGUCUACAAGCCCAUUUAAAAAAAUGAGUU